AUGGGCACGUUUCAACUCAAACAUCCUUCAACUCGUGUCAAAUGUCACCACAAUAAUAGCACUAAGGCGACAGACAAAAGCGACUGGUACUUUGACGAUGGUAUAACAUAUAUCGUUGCUUCAGUCGAUCCAGUCAGUAACAGCGUGUAUCAGACUGGUACGGGAUACAGCUCCAACAAUGCUGGCGAUGGACCUGAAAAAACCCGUGAUCGGAAAAGCUGGUUUCCACGUUUCAAGUCCAAUUGGUUAGGCACAUUUCGUUCCAAGCAAAUGUUUCAAUGCUGCGAGUGCGCAGUUGUGUCUGCUUCCAACAAUACCUUCUUUUCAAAACAAGCUGGACGUUAUAAAGGAGCCGAGGGCAAGCAUUGUCGAUGUGGAAAAGAUCAAUGGCAUCUUGCUAAAUCCGUUGAAGAGAUUGAAUACAAUCGUCGCAUGGAGAUCAGUAAAGCUUUUGGUGGUAUGCGCUACGAUGAAGCCGUCGUGCGGCUACGCAGUAUGGGUCAAUCGGAGCUGGACUUUAAACCGUCCAAGCUUACGGUCAAUAUUGGAUCGCCUAUCCAGUCGCGUAGUACCCGAGGCUUUGCCCCGUCGUCAUUAGUGUUGUCUUCGUCAUCAAGCUUUAAUCCGCCCAAGCGUGCACGAAGCAAGUCAAACGGUCCACUCCCUACGUCCGCCUCUCGAACAUACGCCGCACCGCAGCUCAUGAAAGCUGAUUCAUCAACGCUACCUACAAUGCCCUAUCAUGUUUAUGGUUACGAGAACCCGGCCAAGCAGUAUGGGGUCUACAAUCCAGUGUACGGUAACGAAAACAUCGAGUAUGCGCAGGCAGUGCCGCAGCAGCAGCACACAGCUGAGUACAACCAACUUACACCGGCGCCCUUCGGAGACGAAGAUAAUUUUGGUGAGCUACUACAGGGUAUUCUAGAGGACGACACUCGUGUUGCAACAAGUGCCAGCAUGGGUCUCGGUCAACAUCAAGCCAACUCGUACUCGGCGAGUCGCUACGGCUACUGCACUGGAGCCCCGAGCAACAUCAGUGUAGCCCCGAGCAACAUCAGUGUAGCCUCGAGCAAAUCAGUGUAG
Molecule: messenger RNA, 1083 nt
Organism: Peronospora belbahrii
Lineage: Eukaryota; Oomycota; Peronosporomycetes; Peronosporales; Peronosporaceae
Source: the annotation of a GenBank genome assembly